Capsaspora owczarzaki ATCC 30864 is the source of this 384-nucleotide messenger RNA. RefSeq lists its product as hypothetical. The transcript has 5 exons. Bases 1 to 384 code for a protein of 127 amino acids. The record is from RefSeq and is a predicted model, not a curated record. NCBI's taxonomy places the organism in Eukaryota, Filasterea, Ministeriida, Capsasporidae.
AUGGGGAAGAACAGACGCGCGCCCCCCGCUCUUCCUGCGGCUGCUUCAAAGCGUCAAGCAGAGGACCCUUCCGAAGGUCAAUCCAAGCGUGCCAGGACCGAGGACAACGACAAAUCCGAAACUACCAACGAUGUGGCUCCAAUGGACACCUCCAAUGCUACCUCGGGUGCAAGCAGCAGCAGCAGCAGCAGCAGCAGCCGGGCAGCACCCCUCUCAGAGUUAGAGAUGAUCAGCGCGCUUCCUGAGCAGUUACGGAUUUGUUUCAAGAAUGUGAAAUGGACGGCACCCGACCUUUCCAACCACUUGCUCAAGGAACUCUUCAACUACAGAGUGUUCAUUGCUGACGAGCCUGGCGAUGAUACAGUAUUAUGCAGUCGAGGUUGA